GGACCAUUCAUAUCUACUCAACUGAGAUUUGUGACAUCAUGCAUGACGGAAGCACUUUUCUGUAUUAUAUUUGAUCAAUUCUCCGUUUAUGUUUCCUAGAGGAGCUUUAAGUAUCGCUAUCUACUUAAGUGAAGUUGUAUGUAUAUGACAUAGUCAAUGACGUAUGAAGUACUGUCACCGGCCUCUUUUUCUGGCCUGAUUAUCUCAGCUCCUCAGCUCCUCCUAUAUCUAUAUAUACACACGCAGAAGCUAGCUUAUUUCUAACGUGCGAUAGCCAACGUACUGCCCCACACAACGUAUAGAUUUUUCAUGAGUGUAUUAAUUAAUUACCUCCUGGCUUAAAACCAUGCAUUAAAGAAUAUGCAAGAGAGAGCAUCAAUUCAAGCUUCCUCAGGCAAUCGAACGAACUCAACGAACUGAAAGUGAUGAAGCUCCUAUUCGAUAAAGCUAAGAUGAGAGCGUCAAUCCCAAAGGAAUCAUCCAUAUCGGUUUCCCGGAGAUGAAGAAUUCAAUUGCAACAACCAUGAAGCUUCCUCCAUGUGCAAGCAACAACCAUGAAGCUUCAUCCAUGUGCAAGAAUGACAAAGGGAGCUUCCUCAAAGUUUCCUCAUGUUUAAUCCCACCUUCCUCCCACCUUCAUAGUAACUAGUUUUGGUGCUAUAAAUAGAGAGCUUAGAGAGUCUUUCUAUCAUCAAGUAAAUUAGAAUAGAUCAUCAUAGCACAACCAAGAAGAGUUGUGAAUAUCCUUGAGAGAUAUGUGAGGUGUUGUUUUGAGAGUUUUUUAAUUAGAGCUUGUAUGUCUCUUCUUUCUAUUCUUGAAAGUAAUAGAAGUGUUUUUCUCUCAUAUUAGCACGAUCCUGUUAUUCCCAACAAGUGGUAUCAGAGCCUGGCUGAGCUUUUGGUAUUUUUUUCCCCAGAAUUUUCGGAUAAAAUUCUACUGUCUGAAAAUUCGUGUUUUUUGGUUUUGCUCGGAAUUGCAAUCUGAAUACACCGUUAGAUUCGUCUCGUCGAGACGAGAAAACUGGUAUUUUUUGGUAAUUUUUAGGCCACCGGAAGCCACCACACGAGCCGCCUACGCGACGGUGGUGAGGAGCUCGCUGACGUCAGCCCUGACGUCAUUCUACACGCAGGCCAGAGGUUGAAGACAGCUGACGUCAUCGCUGACGUCAUCAGCCAGUCAGAGCUGUGUCAGCGACACAUCAGCGCCACGAGUGCACAUCCGCCACAUCAUAAGCUCACUGCCAUCUUCCACCAGCGCCCAGUCAGCUGCCACGUCAACGCCCAGUUAGCGCCACGUCAUCUGCCACGUCAUCUGCCACGUCACCGGCCAGUUUUUAAAUUUUGAAAAAUUGCAGUUAGGUCCCUCAAUUUUUGGAAAAUUAUAAUUUCCACCUAUAAUUUUUCGAAAAUUGUAUUUUGACCCCGAAAGUGUCUACCCACCAUUUUUGGCCGUUUCGGACGCAACGGUGCUGCCCGUUUUUCAAAAUUCUGCUCCAAUUUUUCUCAAACAGAAUAUUAAAAUUAUUUAGAAGGUGAAAAUGACCUUUGACGAGUCAACUUCAUCUUCCGGAGCUAUGAUUAUGCUCACGGCUACCAACUACACGCUAUGGAAACCUCGGAUGGAAGAUUUCCUUAGCUGUAAAGACCUUUUUGAUCCAAUAGAGAUGAAAGGUAUUAAUCCUGACCCACCCAAAUCAAUAGAGUGGAAGAAAAUAAAUAGAAAAACUAUUGGUCAAAUCCGUCAAUGGAUUGAUCAUAGUGUCUUCCACCACGUUGCACAAGAAACCGACGCUUAUGCCCUUUGGAAGAAGCUAGAAGAUAUGUACCAGGCCAAGACCGCCAGGAAUAAGGCCCUACUGAUGAGGCGUCUUGUCAAUAUGAAGCUCAAAAGUGGAACUUCUGUUGCCGAACAUACUAGUCAGUUUUAGAGUCUGGUAAAUCAACUAUCUUGUGUAGAAAUGCCACUUGGAGAUGAAAUGCAAUCUCUACUACUUCUUAGUUCCCUUCCUGAUAGUUGGGAGACACUAGUUGUUACUCUCAGCAACUCAGCCCCAGAUGGCAAACUUACCAUGUCUGUGGUCAAGGAUGCAUUGUUCAAUGAGGAGGCAAGGAGGAAAGACAUGAGCACAGAUCAGACUCAUGCUCUUGUGACGGAGAAUCGAGGAAGAUCACAAGGAAAGCAACAAAGAAACAGUAGAGGAAAGUGGCAAAGCAGAGACAAAAGUCGGGGGAGAUCAUCAGAUGGCCGGAAACCUUCUUAUACCUGCCACCAUUGCGGUAUAGAGGGUCACAUGAAGAAGAAUUGCUACAAAUUGCUAGAGGAGCGAGGCAAGAGCAAUUCUCAAGCGAAGAACAAGGGUGGUGAAGCGCUCAUCACAAUCUCAGGUGAUGUGGCGUAUUGUACUAGCAAUGAUGAAACAUGCCUGCACGUCUCAAGAGAGGACACUGAAUGGGUGGUAGAUACUGCAACAUCCUACCAUGUUACUCCCCACAGGUACUACUUCACAACUUACAAAGCUGGAGACUUUGGAGCAGUAAAGAUGGGCAAUUCCAGUUCCUCUGGAAUAGCUGGAAUUGGUGAUAUACAAAUAAAGACGAGUACUGGGAGCACAAUCACUUUGAAGGAUGUCAGACAUGUCCCAGACCUUCGGCUCAAUCUCCUAUCUGUGGUAUGUCUUGACGAACAGGGGUAUGACAACCACUUUAACAGGGGCACCUG
Cuscuta europaea is the source of this 2719-nucleotide messenger RNA. The record is from the annotation of a GenBank genome assembly. NCBI's taxonomy places the organism in Eukaryota, Viridiplantae, Streptophyta, Magnoliopsida, Solanales, Convolvulaceae.